AUGGCUGGGGAAAUAGUCUAUGCUGAUUUAAACAUCCCUGGAGAUCCUUCCUCCAGAGGCAAAGUGGUUCCAUCUCAGCAUCACAAUCGCCCGAGGUGCCCACGCUGGCAUCGGCUGGCUCUGGGCCUCACAUUGGCUGGGAACGUCGUGCUGCUGGGAGUGGUGACGCGGCUGGCUGCUCAGGGUUCCCAGAACCCAUCACCGAGCGGAGCCGUCCCAAAAACGAUGGAGAACGAAACCUCAGCUCAGGCCAGUCCUAAAGGAAGAGGAUGCAGCGACUUGGAGGAGUUCCGCUCUCAUCUGCGGCAACAUUUGUGUUAUACACAAAACAACCAGUCAGCAGAGGGUUCCAGCUGCAAACUCUGCCCCAAGGACUGGCUGCUGCAUGGGGACAAGUGUUACUGGGUUUCUACAGCGAUUAAAGGCUGGGAGUGGAGCCGUGACGACUGUUUAAUGAAGAGAGCACAACUGCUAGUGAUCGAUGACCGGGAGGAGAUGGCGUCCAUAUGGAAUAUUACACGGGACCAACAUCAGGUGUGGAUUGGACUUAACAUCCCAUCCCCAGGGAGGACGUGGACCUGGCAGGACGGAUCCCCGUUAAAUCAAACACUGUUCCCAGUUUUGGAUCCCAAGCAAGAGAACAACUGUGCCUCUGUGAAGAAGAACAAGAUCCAGUCUGAAAUCUGCCAAACUGAGUUGAAAUGGAUUUGCCAGAAAGCAGCUGUCCUGGUUUAA
Molecule: messenger RNA, 735 nt
Organism: Emys orbicularis (European pond turtle)
Lineage: Eukaryota; Metazoa; Chordata; Testudines; Emydidae
Product: killer cell lectin-like receptor subfamily B member 1B allele C
Exons: 6
Coding region: 1-735 (244 amino acids)
Biological process (GO): regulation of natural killer cell mediated cytotoxicity
Cellular component (GO): cell surface; plasma membrane
Molecular function (GO): signaling receptor activity
Source: RefSeq, a predicted model, not a curated record